Messenger RNA from Caenorhabditis remanei, 1140 nucleotides. RefSeq lists its product as uncharacterized. The record is from RefSeq and is a predicted model, not a curated record. The transcript is spliced from 14 exons. Bases 1 to 1140 code for a protein of 379 amino acids. Lineage: Eukaryota; Metazoa; Nematoda; Chromadorea; Rhabditida; Rhabditidae.
AUGUCCACUGCCAACUCUUCGUUCUCCUCAUCGUCGUCCCCGUCUUCUGAGAAAUUGGAGCACCAGGAACCCACAAACAAUCGUAGAAGAAUCAGAACAAUCAAUGAUGUAAAUGAUGAGUCGAGAACGGAAGGCUGGAGGGUCAUCGGAGCUGAAAUCGAAAUAGCAAAUGAGAUUGAUACCAUCUCAGAAGUCGGAUACUUGUAUUAUGGGCUCAACAAAGAGCUGACUUCUGAGAUGGUAAAGAAAGAUAGAAAAAGAGAAGAAGCCCAGAAGAAUUUGGAAUUGGAGCGGUCAAAAGAAUCAGAAAGUGACGGAGUGGAUAUGGUCGCCCCUCAAUUAGAAGAUGUUGGUCCAUCCGAGGAAGAAGAGGAAGCCUGUGAAGAGAUCGGGGAGCGAGAUUCGGAGGUUAUUGAUGUUGUUGGGACAUCACAGGGCGAUGAGAUCAUGGAAGUUACGGAUGAUGAAAGGACAUAUGAAGAAAAGGUUUUGAUUUUAUCGAAUUUGAAGAAGACGAAUAUAACUCCUUCUCCUCUUCUACCUCAUCAGCCUCUCGCUCCAUUUUGGCAGAACUUGAUGAUGCAACGCCCACUUCUCUCACUGUUCCCGCCGGUCGCCGCCCCAAUCCAAAUGGAUCCAAUGGAUCUGUCAGUUAACUCGGCCCCCAUGGAAGAGGAGGAAGAUGGCGAGAAGCUCGAAGAAGAUAAUUAUGAUGCUGAAAAUGUGGGCAAUGGUGAUCAGAUGCUCGACUUCGUUGUCGGUUUUGGUGAUGAGGAAGAGAUGGAUGAUCACUACGAAGAAGAACAAGAAGAAGGAAACUUUGGGGCCGGCGCAAGCUCGGAAGGAGAAGAGAAGAUUGUUGAUCUAUUCGCCGGACAUCCCGAUGGACUCAAAGCAAUCAACCGUGCGAUGAACUACAACUUUCUUCAUGCCACCAAUGGGUUGAAAACAAGGAACAAGUAUAAGCGCUUCAUAAUGAAAAAUACCGAAUCUCUGAAAGCAACCGAAUCAAUUUUGGAACCAAUGUACGAAAAGUACUUCGUUCAAAAGCAGAAGGAGAAAGAGCGUCGACGAAAAGUGAGAGCUGAAGCAAGAACUUUCAACAACCGUCCGGAGCGACUGCUAUUCAGACCUUUCUAA